AUGGGUUUCCGGGUAUCGGAAUCGGUUACAAGGGCUGGAGUCAACAAACGAGCUCCCAAGGCAUGCGAGUCAUGUAGGACGCGCAAAGUCCGGUGCGACGUGACGAGAACAGGAGCUUCAUGCACCAAUUGUAGACUGGACAACAAGACGUGUACGGUCCCGAUCAGUAAACGACGACAUGUGGGAGAUCGAAUUCUCUCACCCUCGUUGAUCAGCAGCGCUUCUGGUUCCAAGGGGCCCAUAUGCGAUGCUAUCAUCGAUUUUGGAGAUAUACAGUCACCAUCAGCUCAUACCUCGAGUAUCACGGCUGCCUCGAAAGAAAAGGAGCCGGUAGUCGAAAAUCCAAGAUUCGAUGUCUUUGAAUUCAGCACUGCUGACUUCUUCCCUUCGAGUCAACUGGGCUCGCUUGAAGAUGUUGAGGUAAAUGAUUUUCUUGUCGACGAGAACGACCUACUCGAACAGGUCAUCACGGCAUAUCCAUCACCAGCACAAACUCUUUGCAGUGACCAGCAGCAGUCGAUACCGGUGCUACCGCCAUAUAUUACAGCUUUACCCGAUCACUUGCCUGCAGAUGAUCUGAGGUAUCUACAACGACGAGGUUGCUUUACGAUUCCAGAUCUGGAAUUGAGAGACAGACUUCUACAGGCGUACACGAUGUGGGUUCAUCCUUUUACGCCAAUGUUGGACCUUUCAAACAUUAUCAAGGCUGUUUCCGGUGACACGGCGGCUAGACCGGUGAGCCUGCUUGUAUUCCAGUCUAUGAUGCUCGCGGCAUCACCAUACUGCGAUUUGAACAUUGGCGUGAAAGAUCGGAAGGACACUCGAAGGAUGCUAUAUGAACGGUGUAAGGCUUUGCAUGAUUUUGAUAUAGAGUCUGAUCACCUCUCAAUUGUUCAAUCCACGAUAUUGAUGAGUUUUUGGGACGGCGAUGGGGACCAGAUCCGAGACAGUUACUAUUGGAUCGGAAUAGCCACAACGCACGCGAACGGAAUGGGACUUUAUCUCGAUCCAAUGACCGGGCCCAAGACGAACAGCCGGCAGAAAGUUCUCAAAAGAACAUGGUGGUCGUUGGUGAUGCGAGAUCGAUUGCUUGCUGUUGCUCUCAGGAGACCAGUACAGGUCCAGACUGCCUGUUCCGAGGUUUCCAUGAUUCAGCUGGAAGACUUCGAGAUCGAGUCUCUCCUUGAGGCAACACAAAGCAACCUGGGAAGCAAUGAGCUGAACUUGGAGACAUUAAAUACCGUCAUGAACUGCUGUAUGGCUCUAGCACAACUCUCGAACUAUAUCGACAAAAUUCUAUCGAUCCAAUAUUCGGUUCAGAGGAUAUCUGGAGCUCAGACACUCUCCAAUAAAACCAUUUCAUUGGUUCCAAGGACAUCGGGGGUCAAUUGGGUUGAUAUCAGUAGCUCUGCACAGGAACUCCAGACUUGGUGUCGCACUCUACCAGAGGGUGUUCAACAAUCUAAAUACUCAACACGUGCAUCGAUAUCUAGGGGCAGAAUAAUCCAGGUGCAUAACUCCCUCCUAGCGGCCUACUACUCCAUGACGCUUAUGACACUGUAUCGACCUCUGCUCUCUCUGUCCAACCAAAACGAGAAAGAGAAGCAUAUUCGUCGCACUGCAGUCAAAGUCGUUUUCCAGGCAGCACAGGGGAUCACUGCAAGUUUCGGUGCUCUGUACACUGAGGAUCUCUUGUUGUACCUCCCCGAAACAGCCACUGCUGCCUUGGAGCCAGCCAUAGUCACUCACCUCCUUUACAGCACAUCCGAUGUACCACAGAUCAGGCAUCACAGUUUUCAGAGGUUUUAUCUAUGUUGGAAUAUGCUCCUCCAGCUGGGAGAAGUGUACAGCCUUGCAGACACGACUGUUUCGAUGAUAAACGCAGCUGCGCAACGUCUUAAAACGGGUCCAAAUUCGAGGAGUUGGAAUGUUGGGAGCUCGGCACAAUCUGGACAUCAGUCAUCUCCAACAGCAAGCUCGCCUUCCACAUGUGGAUCAGCCGUAAGAGCGUGGACCUUGGAGGGUGAACAGGAGAGCAAAUCUCUGGUAGAUUGGGACUACAGCCUUCUAGGUCCUACCACUUCGAUGGACUCGCUCCCAAGUACAAAAGCAGUGACUAGUAAUCAAGACUCCAGCAUCGAUAGCUUUUCGGACGCCGAGCUAUUUGAGCAACUGGUGUGCUGGGAAACAGGAGAAAAGACUCCUUAUACUUGA
Molecule: messenger RNA, 2214 nt
Organism: Exophiala bonariae
Lineage: Eukaryota; Fungi; Ascomycota; Eurotiomycetes; Chaetothyriales; Herpotrichiellaceae
Exons: 1
Coding region: 1-2214 (737 amino acids)
Biological process (GO): regulation of DNA-templated transcription; DNA-templated transcription
Molecular function (GO): DNA binding; zinc ion binding; DNA-binding transcription factor activity, RNA polymerase II-specific
Source: RefSeq, a predicted model, not a curated record